UGCAACAAUCUUAAGGACUUAUAGCAUUAUUCAGGCUUCUGAAUCUUCCUGUGAUGAUUACUACCUUUUUUGCUGGAUGCAAUUCCCAGACUUCCCAUGACUGGUCAUACAGUAGCAACGGAAAAUGGGAAGUAAAGGUCAAAUUCCACCCCCUCAUAUGAGGCAUCCUCUCCCUGGCCCUGGCAUGGUACAUUCUGACCCAUUUGGUCUAGGAAUUCCACCCCGUCCAGUUCCUUUUCCACAUUUUGAUAUGUUGCCACCUCCAGAAAUCAUGGAACAAAAGCUUGCUGCACAGCAUGUGGAGAUGCAGAAACUUGGUACAGAAAACCAGAGAAUCGCUGCUACCCAUGGGACAUUGAGACAGGAACUUGCUGCUGCACAGCAUGAAUUGCAGAUUUUGCAUGCUCAGAUAGGAGCCGUAACAUCUGAAAGAGAACAACAAAUGAAGAGCCUUACGGAUAAAAUAGCUAAGAUGGAAGCUGAAUUGAAGGCAGCUGAGCCUGUUAAGACAGAGUUGCAGCAGGCACAUUCUGAAGCUCAGAAUUUGGUUUUAGCUAGGGAAGAACUUUUGUCCAAAGUGCAUCAAUUAAAUCAAGAAGUUCAGAGAGCUCAUGUAGAUGUGCAACAGAUACCAGCUUUGAUGGCAGAACUUGAAAGCCUCAGACAGGAAUAUCUGCAUUGCAGGGCUACAUUUGACUAUGAGAAGAAACUUUACAACGAUCACCUUGAAUCACUUCAGGUGAUGGAGAAAAAUUAUAUGACCAUGACAAGGGAAGUGGAGAAGCUUAGAGCGGAGCUGACGAAUGCUUCUAAUGUUGAGAAAAGAAUCGAUGGCUCAUAUAUGGAACCAAAUGCAGUUGGGCAAUAUGGCAGUGCUGCAGGAAACAAUGAGAAUGAUGCUUAUGGACAUCCUGUGGGACAAAAUGCAUAUGAAGAUGGUUAUGGUAUUGACCAGAGACAUGGCUCUCUACCACCUGCUGCUAUGGGUGCAAAUGUAGGUGCGAGUUAUGUUUAUGCUGGAAGUCAAUCCGGGUCAGGACCUGCACCUACAAGGCCCGGGUACGAGAUGUCUAGAGGACGUGCCAAUGAUUUUUCGAGAACGACUGAUUAUGAAUCACAAAGGGUGCCAGUUUAUGAUGUACAGAAAGGACCUGGUUACGACGGUCAAAGAGCCCAUGUCUAUGAUCAACAAAAAGAAGCUGGCUAUGACACCCAAAGAAGCUCUGUAAAUGAUCCAUCCAGUGGUGCAACCUAUGAUGCAGCAGCAAGAAGCUUUGCAGUGCCACGCGGUCAAGGAGCACCCCAGAAUAACGGACCUUAUGGAUCUGCAACACCUCCUGGUCGAGCUGGAAACGCAUACGGUGGAAAUCCUGCUAGGAGGUGAGAAUAAUAUCAUUCA
Messenger RNA from Hibiscus syriacus, 1399 nucleotides. RefSeq names its product protein FLX-like 2. Lineage: Eukaryota; Viridiplantae; Streptophyta; Magnoliopsida; Malvales; Malvaceae. The coding region runs from base 125 to 1384 and encodes 419 amino acids. The record is from RefSeq and is a predicted model, not a curated record. The transcript is spliced from 6 exons.